AUGGCCAUGGGACGACUCGGCCAUACAGCGAAAUUCAAACACAAGAGACUGCUUGGCCAGGAGCAACACAUAUUCUGUGACUGCGCUGGCUUUUGGCCGCCGAAAAUGACCAGGCCAUUGAAUUCCGUAGCCCACAAUCACCAGGACGGCACUUUCCCUAACCCAACUCCCCAAAACCCUCCCUGCCAUCUAGAACCAUAA
Molecule: messenger RNA, 201 nt
Organism: Lindgomyces ingoldianus
Lineage: Eukaryota; Fungi; Ascomycota; Dothideomycetes; Pleosporales; Lindgomycetaceae
Exons: 3
Coding region: 1-201 (66 amino acids)
Source: RefSeq, a predicted model, not a curated record